Daphnia magna is the source of this 579-nucleotide messenger RNA. RefSeq lists its product as uncharacterized. The record is from RefSeq and is a predicted model, not a curated record. Lineage: Eukaryota; Metazoa; Arthropoda; Branchiopoda; Diplostraca; Daphniidae. Bases 52 to 579 code for a protein of 175 amino acids. The transcript has a single exon.
CCAAAACGAACGUCAAGCAUCCAUUCCUUCCCCAACAAACAUACAGCAAACAUGUCUACUCCCCAAAUCAUCUCGGAUGAAGACUGGAGUCUCAUCGAGGACAUCUGGAGGAUGGAAACGUCGCUCAACGACACCGUUGAGCUGGACGAUACCAUCACGGAGGACGACGAGACCGUCAGCCUCCCAGAAACCCGCUCCCUUUCCACGGAGUUGGGGCAUUACGUUUCCGAUGAUGCUCUGGAUGAGUACUUCGUGAACCGGAACGCUCUUCCGAGCAUAACCAGCCAUCCGGAUGGAACUCCCAACUGGGAGAACAUCUUCGCCCUGGACCGCUACGUGGGGCGGCUCACCCAACCGGGUGGAGAUAGCGAGCGGAGACGGACACCAUUCGGCCUCCCCCCAGCAGCGUGGCCACCGGCUUCCUACAGCCGGAUGUCUACGAUGGACCUACAGCUGCCGAGAGCAACUCCAUCACCGGGACUAUUCAUGGCCCCCACACGUCCAGGCAUAAACCACAGGGAGCUCUUCCUUAAGUUACUUUCUUUAGUGCUAGCUUUUGUUUUAUACACAACUAUGUAA